AUGCCCCAGAGCCGCGUCCGGCAUCUGCCCAAGGCUGUGAUUUUGAAUCAUUCGACCAUGACAGUUCAUAGCAUAGACAUUGUCGUUUCUGUCGAUUUGGGCACCACUUUCACAGGCGUAUCAUGGAGAACGCCGCGCACUCCCAUCCAAGUCAUCAACGACUGGCCCGGCAGUGGUGACCGGGCGGAGCGCAAAGUCCCAACCGCCAUUGUCUACAAUGCCGACGGAACACUUUCGUCAUGGGGUCACAUGUGCGCCGACGACGACGACGGCGGCGGCGGCCAAGACGAGGCGUCGGGCAAGUUGCGGCGCGAAUUCUUCAAAAUAUUCAUCGACAGCGCCAACUUGGCAGCCGCGCAAACUCUCUCCCGAGCUCCCAAGACCGUCGAAGGGGCACAGAGGUUUGCCACCGACUACCUCCGACAAUUGUAUGGCCACGUCAAGGAGACAAUCGAGAUGCAAACCGGCCGACGGCAAGUGCCCGGCGGUUGGUCAGACCUGGUGGUCGUCUUCCUCUUCAGCGUGCCCACAACGUGGACGCGCAUGGAAACCAUCAAUACAUUCAAGGGCAUCAUACGCAAAGCAGGGUUUGGAGUAGAGGGCCCAAGGCACUCGGCACAGGUUGAUCUCACCGAGGCCGAGGCCGCAGCCGUCGCGACCUUGAAGACGAGUGCCAUCCCCCACAUAUGCGGUCAUAUUUUAUCAGCACGGGUUCAAGCCACCAAGGCAUAUUGA
Molecule: messenger RNA, 735 nt
Organism: Metarhizium acridum CQMa 102
Lineage: Eukaryota; Fungi; Ascomycota; Sordariomycetes; Hypocreales; Clavicipitaceae
Source: RefSeq, a predicted model, not a curated record